Puntigrus tetrazona (Sumatra barb) is the source of this 3800-nucleotide messenger RNA. RefSeq names its product gastrula zinc finger protein XlCGF7.1-like. Gene Ontology annotation, biological process: regulation of transcription by RNA polymerase II. Gene Ontology annotation, molecular function: DNA-binding transcription factor activity, RNA polymerase II-specific; RNA polymerase II transcription regulatory region sequence-specific DNA binding. The coding region runs from base 539 to 1390 and encodes 283 amino acids. The record is from RefSeq and is a predicted model, not a curated record. Gene Ontology annotation, cellular component: nucleus. Lineage: Eukaryota; Metazoa; Chordata; Actinopteri; Cypriniformes; Cyprinidae. The transcript has 7 exons.
CAGACACGGGACGUUUAAAUGUUCACAUAAAGCUGAAUUUUGUGUGGACGGGACUCUUAUUUUGGCGUGGCGGUGUGACGUCAUAAGGCCGCGCCGCGCGCUGCGUCUGUUUCAGCUGCAGAAAGACCUUCUGGUGAGAGAGGACCGAAGAGGAGAUGUGUUGAGAGCGUGUCCGAUCCAGCAGAAGAAGACCCGAGGAUCUGGAGUCAGCUUCAGUGACCGAGAGUAGAGCAGUCUCUGAGUGACCGCUGCUGAAACCUGACUGGUUAGUGUCCAGUGGGGUACUCUGUGAGGAGCAACACCUGAGGAUGCCUGAGUCGAAACAACUCUUUCAUGUGUUCAUGACCGUAAUCUAUUAAACAUUUACAUUAAACGUAGUUCUAGUUUUGAGUGUCUGUUAUAAAAUUGAUCUUCAUAAACUUAAUGUCCCUCUGACUGACUCCCUUACUAGUGUGCUGAACGAGGGAACACUGUUAAUGAUUCUCGUCUCAGUCACAGAUAAACUCCUGCUGAAGAGGCUGAGGCCACUGUCAGAAAGAUGGCCUUGAUUAAAGAGGAGCGAGAAGACGUGGCGAUUGAAGAAGCGUUUCCCGUCAAACGAGAAGAGACCGAGGAACACACAGAGAAGACGUUUAUUAAAGAGGAACGGGAUGAGGUUAGAGUCAAAGAAGAAGACCCCGAGGAGCAAUCAGAGAUGGCGUUCAUUAAAGAGGAGAUGAGAGAGGUGACGGUUGAAGAAGACUUUCUGGUGAAACGAGAAGAUGAGGAGCAGACGGAGAUGGCGUCUAUCAAAGAGGAAAGGAGAGAGUUGACGAUUGAAGAGUUCAGAGUCAAACAUGAAGACACCGAGGAGCAGACAGCACACGAGGGGAGCUGCUGUGAAGUGUCCCGCUGCGGAGGGGUUCAGCCGUACAUGUUCGAGCCGGAGUCGGAUCCCGAGUCUGAAGACGAGGACGGGAGCGCUCCUCAAGUCCCUCGAUCUCUGCAGCCCGUGACGUCCUGGUGUUCCUGCAGAAACUGUGCUGCUAUGACAACAGAAAAAGAGAAUAUAUGCUGUUUGGAGAUUCCUCAGGUUGUGAGGAGGAUGAAGCAGGUUUCCGAGGCUCUUUCCUGCGUGACCCUUCACCCGGGCUUCGAGCCGGUCUGUCUGAAUGUGUAUUCCCUGCAGAAUGCUCUUAACCUUUACAAAGCUGACUAUGGGCCCCUGAGACUCCGAGGAAGACACCGGCGCCGCAGACUGUUGGCCCUCAGGAGCCUGGUGAGCUGGUGCUGGGGCCCCGCGGGCCGGACGCUCGGGGUGUGUGUCCCGUCCUGCGUCCUGCUGAGGAUACGCCGGGAGUUUCCUGCGCUCGCCUCCAGAGACACAGAGAUGGCGGGGUCACUCGGCUGAGAUCGUCCGGACAGGGGUUUAAUUGAAGAUGUGUUGUCUGUUCAUGAUCAUACAGUCUAUAAAACAGAGUUUAUUCAGUGUUUUCUGGGGAAAUCACGGCCCUGCUUUAAAUCCGUGUUUUGACACACACACAAAGCAAUAUCUGUAAUCGUGUUCUGAAUGCUGUACGGCUUUGAAGACGUGGAGGUGAUGUUUAUUUUGGGGAGGAGUGUCUCUUUAAGGAUGUGUCUGUCGUGAUAAACACAGGAGGAGAGAGAGUUUGGUCCCUCUUAUUUCUCCCACCUUGACUUUACUUCUUCAUUUUGAUAUGAUUUUAAAUGCUGUAGUUUAUAGUUAGUUUAUCUAUUAAUAUCUAUCUCUUUAUAUAUCUAUCCUGUAGCUAAGUCCCAGAUUUCACACACACACACACACACACACACGCACGUUAUAUAAAUAUAAGGACGAUAAUCAUAAUUACAAUGAAAGGUUUAGGUAAAAACUAAUUAUAUAAUAUUUAUAUAAUAAUCUAAAAAACGUUUCUUAACAUUUCUUUAUCAUGGUAAUUUAUACGCAGUUUUAAAUGAACGUGCUGUUUAAUAUAAAACACGUUGAAGGCUGACUUCCGCUCAGACCGGAAGCGCGAGCUUUAGCGCUUCCGCUGCUUUCGGUUGUGGUUCGCUUCUAGCGGCUUUCUGCUGAAGAAAGAACUAGAGAAAGCCUCAGAACGAAUGGAGCUCUCAAGGAUUCGUCGGUCUGGGCCGUACACGGGAUAAAAGACAGGAUCCCUUCAAGUGAAGGAGUCCUCAUAUCAAGAUCAGAUAUUUAUUCUCAUCUCAAACCCUCGCUGAAGAGACCGAGGCGCCGUUAUAAAGAUGGCCUUUAUCAAGGAGGAGAGAGAAGACGUGAAGAUCGAAGAUGAACCAGAAGAUCUUGAGGAGAAACGAGCGGAGAUAUCGUUUCUUAAAGAGGAGCGAGGAGACGUGAAGAUGGAAGAAACAGGUUGGUUUAACUCUUUCUGGAAGAGUUGGAUAUUAUUUUCUGAGGUAGAGUUUAACGGAAGUGUGCGCACAAUGAAGUAAUGUUCCAGUAUUUGAUUGACAGGACAGCUAACCAAUCACAAAGAUCUCCUCUUCUGAAAAUGUUUAUUUGCUAACAUCAGAAACGGUGAAUCUGCUGUUUGUGUGUAAUUUUUUGGUUCACGCACAUGGAUAUAAAUGUGAACUAUAAUCACCAAGCUAUCAGGUUAGCCACAUUCUGCUUUAGCGUCAUAUAAAAAGACAUACAUAUAAAAAUGUUCAUUUCCAAGCAUCACAUAAUAUUAUACAAAUGUGUGUGCUCACGCCACACACACACACACACACAAGACCAUCAAACCUGUGAGAAAAUUAAUUUCUGUGAUUGAGCUUCUGUCCAAAACACCAAAGCUAUGCUGAGGACGGUGUCUAGCGAAAGUAUUCAUACCCCUUAUUUGUUUGGAACAACAUGAGGGUAAGUAGAGGUGCCAAAAGUAGUGCGUUAUUUUUCUCUUUGUGUCUCAUUUUAUUAACUUAAAAGCUAUUUAUUUAUUUCUUCGAAAAAACUAAAAGUUGUCAUUUACAAGUGUUUCUGUUGAACAUAAAAGCUCUUCUGAGGAAUGUGGGAAACCAAAGGGAUGAUGAUCCUGGAGUCUUGUGCGUCAUCACACUGUUGUUCACGUCAGAGACGAUUGCUGGGAGAAGUCAGCAUGUAACCCUGCUACUGAUGUGUCGAGUGCCUGUUAGUAGAGAUCUGAGGAACGUUUAAGAAGACAACUCUGCAGGUCUCCUUUCUAACAAGAGGCUUGAAAUCGAGGUUGAUCCGUCCACAGAACAUUGUUUCUCAGAGUCUGAGGGCACUUUAGGUGCUCCUUUGCAAAUGUUUGUGUAUGUUUCUCUAUCUCUACAUAUGAUGAUGGAGCUCAGCUAGAGCGACCAUCGGCUUCUUAGGCACCACUCCAACCCAAGUCCAGCGAUUGCUCAGUUUGGCCAAAAGGCCAGAUCUUCACCAGAUUGAUGCUGUUUCUGAGCUCUACAGCUUUUUUUUCUUUUAGCUUUUAGACUUUUUAUUAAGAUGUGUGAGCGUUUCCAAAUCAUAUCCAUUCAGAUUAAUUUGCCAUAGGGUAACGUCAGAUAAGGGUUUUAAUACUUAUGCAAUAGACUCACGUUAGUCACUAUUACUGCAUAUUAUUGCUCUUUUGUUGGUUUUGAUUGGUUCUGUUGUCUUAAUUAGUGAUUUUUUGGUAGACUCUGGUAAAUGCCCAAAUGUAACUUGAACAUAUAGUUGACAAAGCUAAUAGUUAACUCCCCAGCUACAGAUUAACACAAAUAUUUGCUUGCUCCCAUAAAUCUUUGGCGGUAGUUUACGUCAAGGUUUAUAUCAAAUUAUUGAAAUUAAAUAAACUGCCUGAUCCUGA